UACGAUGUCACAGUUAUUUAUAGACGUGAUAACAAUCUCUCUAUAGACUUCGCGUGACCAAAAAAUAUCCACCCAUUUUUGCAAGACUGUUCGCGGAAAAACGAGGGUAAAUACAAUAAAAUCACUACCAAACAACUGUGAGACGCACUUUCUGGUUAUAGAACAAUGAGCUUUUUUGGGCUUGGCCAAGGGGCCGACAUUGACAUCGCGCUCGACGAUGCCGCGACGAGAAAGCAAGCUGAGAUCAAGACAGAUGAUGGCAGGAAAGAGAAACUCUAUCUCUUCUAUGACGGAGAGAGCUUAACAGGAAGGGUCAAUGUCACUCUUAAAGGCAAGAAACUUGAACAUCAAGGCAUCCGAAUUGAGUUUGUUGGUCAAAUAGAGCUGUAUUACGACAGAGGUAACCAUCAUGAAUUCACAUCGCUUGUCAAAGAGCUUGCUAGGCCAGGAGAGCUCACGCAAUCAACCAGUUAUCCCUUUGAAUUCCUCAAUGUAGAAAAACCAUACGAGUCAUACACAGGUGCUAAUGUCAGGUUAAGAUACUUUCUACGAGUAACUAUCACCAAGAGAUUGACAGACACGGUGCGUGAGAUGGAUCUCGUCGUUCACACCCUGUCACACUACCCCGAGGUCAACUCAUCCAUCAAGAUGGAAGUUGGUAUUGAAGACUGCCUCCAUAUAGAAUUUGAAUACAACAAAUCAAAAUACCAUCUCAAAGAUGUUAUCGUUGGUAAAAUCUAUUUCCUUCUAGUAAGGAUUAAGAUCAAACACAUGGAACUAGCUAUCAUCAAAAGAGAAACAACUGGAUCAGGUCCCAACACAUUCAAUGAAAAUGAAACCAUAGCAAAAUAUGAAAUCAUGGACGGUGCUCCAGUCAGAGGUGAAUCAAUACCCAUCAGGCUGUUCCUGUCGGGGUACGAGCUGACGCCAACGAUGAGAGACGUCAACAAGAAGUUCUCUGUUCGCUAUUACCUUAACCUUGUACUUGUUGAUGAGGAGGAGAGACGGUACUUCAAACAGCAGGAAGUGACCCUGUGGCGAAAAGCGGACAAGGUCAAGAAGCCCCUCCAAAUGCAGAAACAACAGAUGCAACACUUUGUCUCGCCGUCGCAAAACAGCAAACCAGAAGCCAACUCAGACGAGUAGCAUAGUGCCCUCUACUGUCGUUGUCUAGCCAGGCAAUUAUUUGUAU
Molecule: messenger RNA, 1192 nt
Organism: Lytechinus variegatus (green sea urchin)
Lineage: Eukaryota; Metazoa; Echinodermata; Echinoidea; Temnopleuroida; Toxopneustidae
Product: vacuolar protein sorting-associated protein 26B-like
Exons: 9
Coding region: 166-1146 (326 amino acids)
Biological process (GO): retrograde transport, endosome to Golgi; intracellular protein transport
Cellular component (GO): endosome; retromer complex
Source: RefSeq, a predicted model, not a curated record